Molecule: messenger RNA, 974 nt
Organism: Brienomyrus brachyistius
Lineage: Eukaryota; Metazoa; Chordata; Actinopteri; Osteoglossiformes; Mormyridae
Exons: 3
Coding region: 11-820 (269 amino acids)
Cellular component (GO): cytosol
Molecular function (GO): N-methyltransferase activity
Source: RefSeq, a predicted model, not a curated record
GCAAGCGAGCAUGCAGACGGCAGCCAUGGAGGGCUCAGGCCAAACGGCGUUCACAGAGGGAGAAUCCUACCAGGACCACUUUGACCCCAGGGCAUAUUUAAACAGCUUUUACUCUUGCCCUCAAGGCCAUUCUGAUGAAAACUCCCUGGAGUAUGAACUGCGACAAUUGAGUAAGACAUUUGAAGCAGGGAAAUACAAGGGCCAGAGACUAAUUGAGAUAGGAAGUGGUCCAUCAAUACAUGGUCUGAUAAGUGCUUGCGAGCACUUUGAAGAGAUCAUUAUGUCCGACUUCGCUGAUUGCAACCGCCAGGAGAUUGAGGGAUGGCUGAGAUCAGACGCGGACUGUUUUGACUGGGAUCAUAUCAUCCAGUUUGUCUGUGAGGUGGAGGGAAACAGGAGGACAACUGGGGAGAAGAAAGUGAGGCUCAAGCAGACUGUGAAGCAGGUGCUGAAAUGUGAUGUUCGCUUAGAGAACCCUUUCGAGCCCCUGGCUGUGGGGCCCGCUGACUGUUUGCUGAGCUGUCUCUGCCUGGAAGCUGCCUGCCGGGAUCUGGAAACCUAUCAGCGUGUGCUGGGCAACCUGAAGAUGCUGCUGAAGCCUGGGGCAGUUCUGGUAAUGGUAGGUGUCCUCAGUGAAACCUUCUACAUGGUGGGGGGUAAGAGGUUCUCCUGCCUCCCUCUCAGAGAGAGUUUCAUCCAGGAAACACUUAAGAAUCUGGGCUUUUCCGUUGAGGAGUUCAAUGUCAUGCCCUUGAGGAGCAUUAACAUGGUGUCCGAUUUCAAUGGGAUUUUUCAUGUCAUUGCUCGUAAUUCUUUAUAAAUGUAAUACAAGCCAAAUUCUCCCAUGUGCAUUGUUAUGUCCGUUCAGGAUGAACCGAUCUGUGAUUAUUAGGUGAUGCCUGAUCGUGGUGAGCGGUGAGUUUGAUCUGGAGGGUGUUUCUGGUUGUUGAUUAAAGUAAUUUUGCUUAGCUGAA